Molecule: messenger RNA, 8010 nt
Organism: Hypanus sabinus (Atlantic stingray)
Lineage: Eukaryota; Metazoa; Chordata; Chondrichthyes; Myliobatiformes; Dasyatidae
Product: serine-rich adhesin for platelets-like
Exons: 8
Coding region: 1-8010 (2669 amino acids)
Source: RefSeq, a predicted model, not a curated record
AUGGAUCCAGCAGCAUUCCCGAUCCGAUUCUCAGACUUCCUUCUCCGAAUUAAACCGAAUCACUACGAGAGGGUGUUGUACAAUUAUAACGUGGGCAGUCCGCCGAAUUCCAAAGGGACCAGCCGGAAGCCGUCCUCUGGCCCAGAGAAAGAGACGUGCUCAGAUUCCCAGUCGGAUACAACUCGGAAGGACCAGGGAUCAGUCACUGGAGAACUUGAUCCAGCUUUGACCACUACCUCAGCAGGGUCUGUGAACUCUGUUACAGAUUCCCAGUUGGACACAUCUCGGGAAGCCCGGGGAUCUGUGAUGAAUGAACCUGGUGCAGGUUUGACCAACACCCCAGCAGUGUCUUUAAGUUCUGUUACAGAUAUCCAGGCGGAGAAAGUUCCGGAAGCCCAGAGUUCAAUCACUGGAGAACCCGGUCCGGGUUUGACCACAAACCUAGCAGGGUCUGCGAAUUCGGGUUCAAAUCCACAGUCAGACACAACUCGGGAAUCUGAGAUAUCUGCGAUUGGAGAACAUGAUCCAGGAAUGACCACCACUCUAAUAGGGUCUCCGAGCUCAGGUACAGAUUCCCAGUCGGAGACAACUCAAGAAGCACUUGGAUCAGCGAUGGGUGAUCUUGCUCAGAGCAUAACCAGCACCCCAGCAGAAACCGCGAGCUCAGGUACAGAUACCCAGUCGGACACAACUCAGGAGACCCAGGGAUCAGCGACUGGAGAACCCGGUCUGAGUUUGACCACCAUCCCAGCAGGAUCUGCGAGCUCAAUUACAGAUUCCCAGGCAGACAUUACUCGGGGACCACAGGGAGUAGUGACGGGUGAACCUGGUCCGGGUUUGACAACCAUCCCUGAAGGAUCUGCGAGCUCAGAUUCCCAGUCGGACUCAACUCGUGAACCAAAGAGAUCAGCGGCUGGAGAAUCUGGUCCAGGUUUGACAACCCGAACAAGGUCUGCGAGCUCAGGUACAGACACCCAGGUUUACACAACUCUUGAACUCCAACGGUCAGCGACUGCAGAACCUAGGCUGGAUCUGUCCACCACCACAGCUGUGUCUCUGAGCUCUGUUACAGAUAUCCAGUCAGACCCAACUCAGGAUGGAUCAGCGAUGGGUGAUUUUGAUCAGAGCUUAACCAGCACCCCAACAGGCUCUGCAAUCUCAGUUACAGAUUCCCAGUCGGAGACGACUUGGAAACCCCGAGGAUCAGCGACAGGAGAACCUGAUCCAAGUUUGUCCACCACCCCAGCUGGGUCUGCGAGCUUAGGUGUGGAUCCCCAUACAACCCACAUAACAGUGACUGGAGAGCCUGGUCCAGGUUUGACCACACCAGCAUUGUUCGCAAGGUCAGGGACGGAUUCUCAGUCUCACACAACUCAGGAUCCCCAAGGAUCAGUGACCGGAGAACCUGGUCCAGGUUUGACCACCGCACCAAAAGGGUCUGUGAGCUCCUUUACAGAUUCGCAGUCAGACACGACUCGGGAAGCGCAGAAAACAGCGACUGGAAAGCCUGUUCCAGGUUUCACCAUCCCAGCAGGGUCUGCAAGUUCCAUUACAGAUUCCCAGUCAGACACAACUUGGGAAACUCAGAGAUCAGUCACUGGAGAACCUGGUCCAGGUUUGACCACACCUCCAACAGGGUCUGUGAGCUCCAUUACAGAUUCCCAGUCGGACACAACUCGUGAACCAAAGGGAUCAGCGACUGGAGAACUUGGUUUGGGUCUGACCACCAUCCCAACAGGGUCUGUGAGCUCCAUUACAGAUUCCCAGUCGGACACAACUCGUGAACCAAAGGGAUCAGCGACUGGAGAACUUGGUUUGGGUCUGACCACCAUCCUAACAGUGUCUGUGAGCUGUGUUACAGAUUCCCAGUCGGGCACAACUUGUGAACCACAACGGUCAGCGACUGCAGAACCCAGGCCGGAUCUGACCACCACUACAGCUAUGUCUCUGAGCUCUGUUACAGAUAUCCAAUCAGACACAACUCAGGAGACAAAUGGAUCAGCGAUGGGUGAUUUUGAUCAGAGCUUAACCGGCACCCCAACUGGCUCUGUGAUCUCAGUUACAGAUUCCCAGUCGGAGACGACUUGGAAACCCCGAGGAUCAGCGACAGGAGAACCUGAUCCAGGUUUGUCCACCACCCCUGCUGGGUCUGCGAGCUCAGAAACAGAUUCCCAGUCGGACACAACUCUUAAAACCCAAAUUACAGCUACUGGAGAACCUGGACAGAGUUUCACCACCACCCCAGCAGGGUCUGCAAGCUCAGCUACAGAUACCCAUUCAGAAACAACCUGGGAUCCCCAGGGAUCAGUCACUAGAGAAUCUGAUCCAGGUUUCAUCACCAGCCCGGUAGGAUCUCUGAGCUCCUUUGCAGAUUACCAGUCAGGUGCAACUCAAGAACCGCAAGCAUCAGUGACCGAUGACCCUGUUUUGGGUUCGACCACCAGCCCAGCAGGGUCAGUGACCUCAGCUACAGAUUUCCCGUCAGACACAACUCGGGAAACGCAGAAAACAGCGGCAGGAACAUCUGGUUGUGGCUUGAUCACCACCCCAAUAGUGUCUGCGAACUCAGGUAUGGAUCCCAAUUCAGACACAGCUCAUAAAACCCACAUAACAGCAACUGGAGAACCUGGUCCAGGUUUGACCACCCCAGCAGGGUCUGCAAGUUGCAUUACAGAUUCCCAAUCAGACACAACUUGGGAAACUGAGGGAUCAGUCACUGGAGAACCUGGUCCAGAUUUGACUACCGCUCCAACGGGGUCUGUGAGCUCCAUUACAGAUUCCCAGUCGGACACAACUCGUGAACCAAAGGGAUCAGUGACUGGAGAACUUGGUUUGGGUCUGACCACCAUCCCAACAGGGUCUGUGAGCUCUGUUACAGAUUCCCAAUCGGACACAACUCGUGAACCAAAGGGAUCAGCUACUGGAGAACUUGGUUUGUCUUUGACCACCAUCCCAACAGGGUCUGUGAGCUCCUUUACAGAUUCCCAGUCGGAUUCAACUCGCGAACCACAACGGUUAUCGACUGCAGAACCUAGGCCGGAUCUGACCACCACUACAGCUAUGUCUCUGAGCUCUGUUACAGAUAUCCAGUCAGACCCAACUCAGGAGACAAAUGGAUCAGCGAUGGGUGAUUUUGAUCAGAGCUUAACCGGCUCCCCAACUGGCUCUGUGAUCUCAGUUACAGAUUCACAGUCGGAGACGACUUGGAAACCCCGAGGAUCAGCGACAGGAGAACCUGAUCCAGGUUUGUCCACCACCCCUGCUGGGUCUGCGAGCUCAGAAACAGAUUCCCAGUCGGACACAACUCUUAAAACCCAAAUUACAGCUACUGGAGAACCUGGACAGAGUUUCACCACCACCCCAGCAGGGACUGCAAGCUCAGCUACAGAUACCCAUUCAGAAACAACCUGGGAUCCCCAGGGAUCAGUCACUAGAGAAUCUGAUCCAGGUUUCAUCACCAGCCCGGUAGGAUCUCUGAGCUCCUUUGCAGAUUACCAGUCAGGUGCAACUCAAGAACCGCAAGCAUCAGUGACCGAUGACCCUGUUUUGGGUUCGACCACCAGCCCAGCAGGGUCAGUGACCUCAGCUACAGAUUUCCCGUCAGACACAACUCGGGAAACGCAGAAAACAGCGGCAGGAACAUCUGGUUUUGGCUUGAUCACCACCCCAAUAGUGUCUGCGAACUCAGGUAUGGAUCCCAAUUCAGACACAGCUCAUAAAACCCACAUAACAGCAACUGGAGAACCUGGUCCAGGUUUGACCACCCCAGCAGGGUCUGCAAGUUGCAUUACAGAUUCCCAAUCAGACACAACUUGGGAAACUGAGGGAUCAGUCACUGGAGAACCUGGUCCAGAUUUGACGACCGCUCCAACGGGGUCUGUGAGCUCCAUUACAGAUUCCCAGUCGGACACAACUCGUGAACCAAAGGGAUCAGCUACUGGAGAACUUGGUUUGUCUUUGACCACCAUCCCAACAGGGUCUGUGAGCUCCUUUACAGAUUCCCAGUCGGACACAACUCGCGAACCACAACGGUCAGCGACUGCAGAACCUAGGCUGGAUCUGUCCACCACCACAGCUGUGUCUCUGAGCUCUGUUACAGAUAUUCAGUCAGACCCAACUCAGGAUGGAUCAGCGAUGGGUGAUUUUGAUCAGAGCUUAACCAGCACCCCAACAGGCUCUGCAAUCUCAGUUACAGAUUCCCAGUCGGAGACGACUUGGAAACCCCGAGGAUCAGUGACAGGAGAACCUGAUCCAGGUUUGUCCACCACCCCAGCUGGGUCUGCGAGCUCAGAAACAGAUUCCCAGUCGGACACAACUCUUAAAACCCAAAUUACAGCUACUGGAGAACCUGGUCUGAGUUUCACCACCACCCCAGCAGAGUCUGCAAGCUCAGGUACAGAUACUCAUUCAGAAACAACCUGGGAUCCCCAGGGAUCAGUCACUAGAGAAUCUGAUCCAGGUUUCAUCACCAGCCCGGUAGGAUCUCUGAGCUCCUUUACAGAUUACCAGUCAGGUGCAACUCAAGAACCGCAAGCAUCAGUGACCGAUGACCCUGUUUUGGGUUCGACCACCAGCCCAGCAGGGUCAGUGACCUCAGCUACAGAUUUCCCGUCAGACACAACACGGGAAACGCAGAAAACAGCGGCAGGAACAUCUGGUUUUGGCUUGAUCACCACCCCAAUAGUGUCUGCGAACUCAGGUAUGGAUCCCAAUUCAGACACAGCUCAUAAAACCCACAUAACAGCAACUGGAGAACCUGGUCCAGGUUUGACCACCCCAGCAGGGUCUGCAAGUUGCAUUACAGAUUCCCAAUCAGACACAACUUGGGAAACUGAGGGAUCAGUCACUGGAGAACAUGGUCCAGAUUUGACUACCGCUCCAACGUGGUCUGUGAGCUCCAUUACAGAUUCCCAGUCGGGCACAACUCGUGAACCAAAGGGAUCAGUGACUGGAGAACUUGGUUUGGGUCUGACCACCAUCCCAACAGGGUCUGUGAGCUCUGUUACAGAUUCCCAAUCGGACACAACUCGUGAACCAAAGGGAUCAGCUACUGGAGAACUUGGUUUGUCUUUGACCACCAUCCCAACAGGGUCUGUGAGCUCCUUUACAGAUUCCCAGUCGGAUACAACUCGUGAACCACAACGGUCAGCGACUGCAGAACCUAGGCCGGUUCGGACCACCACUACAGCUAUGUCUCUGAGCUCUGUUACAGAUAUCCAGUCAGACCCAACUCAGGAGACAAAUGGAUCAGCGAUGGGUGAUUUUGAUCAGAGCUUAACCGGCACCUCAACUGGCUCUGUGAUCUCAGUUGCAGAUUCCCAGUCGGAGACGACUUGGAAACCCCGAGGAUCAGCGACAGGAGAACCUGAUCCAGGUUUGUCCGCCACCCCAGCAGGGUCUGCGAGCUCAGAAACAGAUUCCCAGUCGGACACAACUCUUAGAACCCAAAUUACGGCUACUGGGGAACCUGGUCUGAGAUUCACCGCAACCCCAGCAGGGUCUGCGAGCUCAGAAACAGAUUCCCAGUCGGACACAACUCUUAGAACCCAAAUUACAGCUACUGGGGAACCUGGUCUGAGUUUCACCGCAACCCCCGCAGCGUCUGCAAUCUCAGCUAAAGAUACUCAUUCAGAAACAACCUGGGAUCCCCAGGGAUCAGUCACUAGAGAAUCUGAUCCAGGUUUCAUCACCAGCCCGGUAGGAUCUCUGAGCUCCUUUACAGAUUACCAGUCAGGUGCAACUCAAGAACCGCAAGCAUCAGUGACCGAUGACCCUUUUUUGGGUUCGACCACCACCCCAGCAGGGUCAAUGACCUCAGCUGCAGAUUUCCAGUCAGUCACAACUCAGGAAACGCAGAAAACAGCGAAUGGAGGAUCUGGUUUGGGCUUGAUCACCACCCCAACAGUGUCUGCAAGCUUAGAUUCCCAGUCGGGCACAACUCGUGAACCAAAGAGAUCAGCGACUGGAGAACCUGGUCCGGGUUUGACCACCCGAGCAUGGUCUGCGAGCUCAGUCACAGAUACCCAGGUUUACAGAACCCUUAAACCUCAACGGUCACCGACUGCAGAACCUAGGCCGGAUCUGUCCACCACCACAGCUGUGUCUCUGAGCUCUGUUACAGAUAUCCAGUCAGACACAACUCAGGAGCCACAUGGAUCAGCGAUGGGUGAUUUUGAUCAGAACCUGACCGGCUCCCCAACAGGCUCUGUGAUCUCAGUUACAGAUUCCCAGUCGGAGACGACUUGGAAACCCCGAGGAUCAGCGACAGGAGAACCUGAUCCAGGUUUGUCCACCACCCCUGCUGGGUCUGCGAGCUCAGAAACAGAUUCCCAGUCGGACACAACUCUUAGAACCCAAAUUACAGCUACUGGGGAACCUGGUCUGAGAUUCACCGCAACCCCAGCUGGGUCUGCGAGCUCAGAUACAGAUACCCAGUCGGACACAACUCUUAGAACCCAAAUUACAGCUACUGCAGAAUCAGAGUCUGGUUUCACAGCCACCCCAGCAGGGUCUGCAAGCUCAGGGACAGAUACCCAUUCAGAAACAAGCUGGAAUCCCCAGGGAUCAGCAGCUGGAGAACCUGGUCUGAGUUUCACAGCCACCCCAGCAGGGUCUGAUAGUUCAGGUACAGAUACCCAUUCAGAAACAAGCUGGGAACCCCAGGGAUCAGUCACUAGAGAAUCUGAUCCAGGUUUCAUCACCACCCCGGUAGGAUCUCUGAGCUCCUUUACAGAUUCACAGUCAGACGCAACUGAAGAACCACAAUCAUCAGUGACCGAUGACCCUUUUAUGGGUUUGACCACCACCCCAGCAGGGUCAGUGACCUCAGCUACAGAUUUCCAGUCAGACACAACUCAGGAAACGCGGAAAACAGCGACUGGAAAGCCUGUUCCAGGUUUCACCAUCCCAGCAGGGUCUGCAAGUUCCAUUACAGAUUCCCAGUCAGACACAACUUGGGAAACUGAGGGAUCAGUCACUGGAGAACCUGGUCCAGAUUUGUCUACCGCUCCAACAGGGUCUGUGAGCUCCAUUACAGAUUCCCAGUCAGAUACAACUCGGAAGGACCAGGGAUCAGCAACUGGAGAACUUGAUCCAGCUUUGACCACUACCUCAGCAGGGUCUGUGAACUCUGUUACAGAUUCCCAGUUGGACACAUCUCGGGAAGCCCAGGGAUACGUGAUAAGUGAACCUGGUCCAGGUUUGACCAACACCCCAGGAGGUUCUGCAAGUUCCGUUACAGAUUGCCAGUCAGAAACAACUUUGGAAACCCAGGGGUCAGUCACUGGAGAACAUGAUCCAGGAAUGACCACCACCCCAACAGAAUCUAGGAGUUCCUUUACAGAUUACCAGUCAGAGUCAACUCAAGAAACACUUGGAUCAGCGAUGGGUGAUCUUUCUCAGAGCAUAACCAGCACCCCAGCAGAAACCGCGAGCUCAGGUACAGAUACCCAGUCGGACACAACUCAGGAGACCCAGGGAUCAGCGACUGGAGAACCCGGUCUGGGUUUGACCACCAUCCCAGCAGGAUCUGCGAGCUCAAGAACAGAUUCCCAGUCGGACACAACUCGGGGACCACAGGGAGUAGUGACGGGAGAAUCUGCUCCAGGUUUGACAACCACCCCAGAAGGAUCUGCGAGCUCAGGCUACGAACGUAUCAGUCACCAAUCUGUGGACACUUUCUUGAGGUCCAAGAUCCGUAUGGUCCACGCCCUCUGGAUCUCCGUCAUCUUCCGGUGUAGUGUCACUCUGCAGACUGAUCUGAAUGCCAGAGGCCGGACAGGUGUCUGUUUUCUCUUUUUGUUCCUGGACACGAUGGAAAUCCCCAAUCUGAGCAAACUUCUCCACCGAAGGCAAUUUCGAGCCCUGCUUCGCCUCGCCUCUGCCUCUGGAGCCCUGCUUCGCCUCGCCUCUGCCUCUGGAGCCCUGCUUCGCCUUGCCUCUGCCUGGAGCCCUGCUUCGCCCUGCUUCGCCUUGCUUCGCCUCGCCUCUGCCUCUGGAGCCUUGCCAUAA